This is a messenger RNA of Anastrepha ludens (Mexican fruit fly), 1561 nucleotides long. Its product is annotated as thiamin pyrophosphokinase 1. Gene Ontology annotation, biological process: thiamine diphosphate biosynthetic process; thiamine metabolic process. Lineage: Eukaryota; Metazoa; Arthropoda; Insecta; Diptera; Tephritidae. Bases 145 to 1107 code for a protein of 320 amino acids. The record is from RefSeq and is a predicted model, not a curated record. The transcript has 3 exons. Gene Ontology annotation, molecular function: thiamine diphosphokinase activity; ATP binding; thiamine binding.
AUAAUUAACUGUUAUAUCUGUUUACAUACAAAUAAAGCAACUUAUAUAUUUACUUAUUCCAUAUAGAAGAAUUCCAUACACAUCAUUUGGAGUAAUGGAGCAAAUAGCAUACAUAAAAUUAAAAAGCAUCAUAAAUUAAACACGAUGGUCAAAUUAUGGGCAACCCUGCUUAUGUUACAUUUAAAACAAACCAACAACUCGACUGCAUUCGUUAGCACAUUUCUGGCAAAAUUUUUCAACUUUGUGACCUUCUCCAAAAGUGUGCUACAACGCCAACUUCUUUUUGUCUGCCCAAUGUAUUUAAAUGGAGAGAAAACCAAACCUACCAACGAUAGUUGCAACACCAAACAAAUUAGUCUUUGGAUUCCUAGUGAAUUAGUUGGUGGCUGUCACACAGUUGGGAGCGGUUACGCUUGCAUCGUUUUGAACCGCACACUGCAAGCGCCACCACAAACAAUAAAACAAGUAUGGCAAAAUGCACAAAUUCGUUGCUUAAUAGACGGCGGUGCCAACCAUUGGCGCGAAUUUCUACAAAAGCAUUGUGCCCUCGAAAAAUUAAAAGACCCCGAAUACAUAACAGGUGAUUUCGACUCAAUAACAGAGGAAACUCGUAAAUAUUUCAGUGCACCUAACACUAAAUAUCAACACACACCUGACCAGAAUGAAACUGAUUUUACAAAAGCUCUUCGGUUUUUACAACCGCUUAUGAAAGCACAGAAUCUUCACGAAGUUAUUGCAUUGCAAGAGAAUACGGGCCGUCUCGAUCAAAUCAUGGCAAAUAUAAAUACAUUAUUCAAAUUACAAAGCGAUACUCUAAAUGUAUAUCUCCUGAGUAGUGCUUGUUUGAGUUGGCUACUUCUGCCUGGAAAGCAUACAAUUGUAGUACCGAAAGAACUAGUAGCCUGCCAUCGUUGGUGCGCUUUGAUGCCGAUUGGAAGUAGGGCCAAUAUGGUUACUACUAGAGGAUUAAAGUGGAAUUUAUCACAAUCCCCGCUGGAGUUUGGUUAUAUGGUUAGCACAUCGAAUACUUAUGAAGCAGAAGAGGUCUAUGUAGAAACAGAUAGCAGUUUAGUGUGGUCCAUGGGAUUAUGGACACAAAAAGAUUAACAAGAAGUGUAAUUACAAAUGAGGAACUGUACAAAAUGUUUACUUAAUAUGCAAAUUAUUAUAAUUAUCUAUAUAUUGACGGUGAUUCUGGUAUUCGUUCCAUCUCAUUUUCUGGCGAAUUUGAUCAAGUGCGUACAAAUUCAUGCGUCCGAACAAUUCUCCAUAGUUUUCUUAUUCGAAAUUUUUCAUUGUAGGUAUACCAGUAAAUAUUAGUCAAAGGGAAAUAGGAUGAAGUCGCAAACUUGUCAACGGUCGCGAACUUGUCAACGCAAAAUUUGUGUUCCUCAUAGGUCUCCUGCGGACCUAUUGCUAUGUAAAUGCAUGCUUUAAUGGCUUUAUUCUUAUAUAUAUAUAUACAUACUUAAAUAUUUUACUUAAAUACAAUGUGAUUCCUUGGUACCAUAUUUAUAUCUGACCAAGAAUUCUCAUUCCAUCAGUGUUCCCAAAUAUGUAU